Pristis pectinata (smalltooth sawfish) is the source of this 5990-nucleotide messenger RNA. RefSeq names its product sphingolipid delta(4)-desaturase/C4-monooxygenase DES2-like. Gene Ontology annotation, molecular function: sphingolipid delta-4 desaturase activity. The coding region runs from base 1 to 1305 and encodes 434 amino acids. Gene Ontology annotation, cellular component: membrane. Gene Ontology annotation, biological process: sphinganine metabolic process; ceramide biosynthetic process. Lineage: Eukaryota; Metazoa; Chordata; Chondrichthyes; Rhinopristiformes; Pristidae. The record is from RefSeq and is a predicted model, not a curated record. The transcript has 3 exons.
AUGUGCCAACGCAUUUCACUCAUUAUAAUAAAAAGCUUCCUCUGCGGACCGAAGUUAAAGCGGGGCUUCGGGCCAGUAUCGUCCGUCUUGUGGCGUACGUCGGGUCCUCCCGAUUUUUGCCUCGCAACUGGUUGCGGGCUGAAGCUUUGCGCCAACUUCUCUUUGUUGCUCACCUGCUUGGACCUGUGCCAAUGGGUUUCCUCUGCUGCCGCACGCCCCCUGGCUGCGGACGCGGGAGUUUCCGCGGCGGCUUUAAAGCCGAGGGAAUGGACUGACAGCGCGCUAAAGGGGCACAGGCGCGCUAGCGGGCAGGUUGUGCAUCAGAGAUCCAGCACCAUGGGGAUGAAAACAAAACGAGUUGAUUUUGAAUGGGUGUAUACGGAUCAGCCUCACACACAAAGAAGAAAAGAAAUGUUAGCAAAGUAUCCAGAGAUCAAGUCACUAAUGGGAGCAGACCCCAAUCUAAAAUGGAUUGUGUUUGGAAUGGUUCUUACACAGACCAUUGCCUGCUACUUUGUAAAAGAUUUGUCUUGGAAAUGGAUUAUAUUCUGGGCUUAUGCUUUUGGAGGUGCUGUCAAUCACUCGCUGACCCUUGCUAUUCAUGAUAUUUCUCACAAUGUUGCAUUUGGCAAUAAGCUAGCAAAAUGGAACCGACUGUUUGCAAUAUUUGCUAAUCUGCCUAUUGGAAUGCCUUAUUCUGCGUCAUUCAAGAAAUAUCACAUAGAUCACCAUCGAUACCUGGGAGGCAAUGGCUUAGAUGUAGAUAUUCCGACAGAUAUUGAAGGAUGGUUCUUCUGCACUCCAUUUCGUAAAAUCAUUUGGCUUAUUCUCCAACCACUUUUUUAUGCACUGAGGCCUCUUUAUGUUAACCCUAAACCCAUUACAAGACUGGAAGUAUUGAAUGCUGUGGUACAGUUUGCAUAUGAUUUUCUCAUCUACUACCUGUGGGGUUUGAAGCCUAUAGUAUACCUAAUAGCAGGCUCAUUCCUGUGUAUGGGUAUACAUCCAAUCUCUGGACACUUUAUUGCUGAGCAUUACAUGUUCCUUAAAGGGUAUGAGACCUAUUCAUAUUACGGGCCUCUCAACGUGAUAACCUUCAAUGUGGGAUACCAUGUUGAACACCAUGACUUUCCCAGCAUUCCAGGCAGCAAACUACCACUGGUGAAGGAGAUUGCGCCCGAGUACUACGAGAACCUACCCCAGCACACCUCCUGGGUGCGUGUGCUCUGGGACUUUGUUUUUGAUGACAGCAUUGGUCCUUACUCGAGGAUUAAAAGGGAGUGCAAGCUAGUGAAAGAUGAUUGAGAGGAACGGAAAUAAAGAAGAAAACCCUAUAAUUCUUGGCAAUCAGAAAUGAAAGCAAGAAAACCUGAUAAAUAUUAGGUUCAUCAGUGUAUGUGAAAAGUCAACAGUUAAAUUCAUAAUAUUUAUUGGAACUAACAGUUCUUUUAAUAUUCAAGUUAAAUGGUCUGCUAUGCAAUGUCACAAAAUGAUGACAUUAAAUAAGGUCACUAAAUUACAAUUAUUUUUAGCGCCGUUCAAAAUAAUUCUAAUUCUAAGCCAGUUGUUGACCCAGUAUUUUGUUUAACCACUUAAAUAUUUCAAUUCUAUUUUUGUUUUGGGAAAAAUUUGGCCUCACACUGACAUUGUGUCAAGAUGUGAACAGACUUUGAGAUGAAGCUGAAUGAGAUUGGCCUCUUGAGGAAGGUCUGUGACUCCGAGGUAAGGCUCAAUUUGCACUACAGCAUUGGUGUGAACUGAAACCACUUGAUCAUAAUGCUAUAGCUCUUGUGCAGAUGCACUGUUAUACAGUAAAACUACAUUUUUUAGUUGAGGCAAAUAUGCUGGUCGAUUCAAUAUUAUUUGGAUAAAGUUGCCCCAGAGACAGGAAUCACUUUAUUGCUGCAAUAUUAAACCCUGUCUUUUCCUCUCACAUAAAACCACCAAGUCUAAAGAGUCUCAUAAUCUGCUCAGGUCAACUUGUCUUUAUUAAGUACAUCAAUGUGGAGUUUAUUACAUUCUCUGAGGUCCCUGAAGUCCAGUAACAUAUGGAUGAGUAAACAUACAGUAUGUUACUGGAUUUCAGGGACCAUAGCUAAAGAGUUUAACAUUGGGCUUAAGCUUGCUGCAUUUACUGACACCAACAAUUUUGAGAAACCCUGCUGUAAUUUGGCAACAGUUAAAAUAAUUUGCAACUUUUUAAUGUGAAAAAUAUAGUGGUCAUUAGUUCUCUUGCCAUGCACAAUGCAGUCAAUAAUGAUUAUCUCUACUGAAGAUGCUGAUAAUCUGUAAUGCCUCCACUGCCAUUUAAAAAAAAUACUUGUGUCCUGUCAAUACAAAUGAGAAUCUAUCGUUCUGCUAACUCUUUGUGUGCUGUGACAUGUGAAAGAAAUUUAAAAUAGCAUAUUUGUUGUCAUUAAACCACCACUUUUUGGUUGCAUGAGUACCUAGUAACUAAAACAUGUGUCAGCAUCUGCUCCUUAAUUUAAAAAAAAAUUGGAUCACCUACCUCUGCUCUGUUCCCAGAUUUUUUUUAAUGAGCAAUAACCUUGUGUGCAAGUUCAGAGGUCCGGUUAUCUUUCAUAGGCCCCAUACAGCCAAGUUUAAUGCAAAUAUCAUAGAAGAAGAAAUCUGAUAUACUUCAAACAUUGGAAUUUGCUUGAGUUAUUACAAAGUAUGCACUCGGCAUCAGCUAAAACCUCAAUCCUUUUCACUACCAUCAGACAGUGUGAUUUCUCCUGAUAACCCUUAUGGACCAAAUUAUAUUGGUGGAGACUGGUUGACUAAAUCAUUUUUUAAAGCAGUAAUUUUUCACUGACUAAUGAAGGUAUGGAUAUAGAUUAUGUAACAAUAGCUUUGUAGAAGUACUUCAUUAUGCUGAAAUACACAUGUAUAUGAAGUUUGUAAAUCAAAAAAAAUUAAACUGACCUACUUGUGUAUGUAAUAUUAUCUUGCAUUUCACUCAGUGAUAAAGAACUUUUUAUUAUAUCAAUAUUAGCAACUGAAGCUUUGACAGUUAGAGUCUGAAUGAUAGUGCUUCAUCAUGGUGUAUGUAUUUUGUUUCUUUCCAAUAGUAAUCUAUUUGCAAUAAUGACAACACUUCAAAACUAUGUCAUUGGCUGUGGAGGACUUUGAGAUGUAUGAUUAUGUGAAAAGCAUACCUACUACAGUAGGUUUCUGCCAUAAAUAUGUAGACUUGGAAAAAUGCUGCUGCCUCAAAUCAACCUUAACCUGUGAGUUCCAUGAGGCAGUUUCACUUUGUUGUCUAGAAGACACUAGAGUUUUGAGGUCAUGAAGGAUACUGUACCAAUGCAUGCAUUUCUCAGCACAGACACUAUGGUCCAAAUGGGUUCCUUCUGCAUUGUAAAUUACCUAUGAUUCUAAGUCUGUUGGCAUCCUUUGUUUAUAAUGCAUGAAUUUAUAAGAUUUAUAUGAAUGUGUUUACCAGGCCUGGUGAUUCUCAUUGGUGAGGGUGAACCAAAGUGGAAAAGCGUGUGUCAUAAGUAGUGAGAAUGCAAGAUAUCAAAGUUAGAAUCAUUUCACAAAUUGCAGCUAAGAAAGGAAGCAGCAGAAAUGUCAUCUUAAUAUGUUAAUAGCCUGUUAUCCUGCUAUCAGCCUUGUAGAAGUUUCUCUUGGUAGCGCUGGUUGCAGCAGGCUGUUCUUGUUUUUAAAUCCAAAGCACGACUGACACUUUAAUCAGGGGUUUAGGAAAAUUGCUCUGUGGGUGGAUAAUAUGGAGCUCUUCAUGUUCUGAUCAAUUGAUGAGGAGCUGCAUCAAUGGCAGAUAUGGAAUCUGUGACCAUGACCUAUCCAAAAACAAAGAUGUGAGGAAAGCACCAAGUGUAGAAAGUAAAAAGUUUCUCCCACUAUGAAAUAAAUAUAUUUAUAUCAACUCCUGUUCUAUUUAAUACAUAGGUAGGUUAAGAACUGUUAAAGUUGCAAUUACAUUGGGCUGAAGUGAAUGCAAUUAAUAAAGUAAUAAGCAAUAAUGCAGUGAAGAUGAUAACCAUUAUGUAAAUUCUGAUGCAAUUAAGAGGAUAAUGUUUCCCUGUUUAUAAAGGGAUUUGAAUUUUGUUUGGUUUACUUCAAGUUCCAGUGAGGUGUUUACCUAACAAUAUGAGGAGCAGAUUAAAUCUUUAAUUUUUCAAGAGCUGAGUGGUGAAGGGAUUGGAUUCAACUAUUUUCUGCUGGAAGGAUUCACUUCCCUCUCGUUUGUGACUUUCCUGGUGAAGAGAAAUCAUUCAUUUGAAAUGAUUUCUAGCCCUAAAUUAUUGCUAAAUGAAUGCACUGAUAGUCUCAGUCCGAAGAGCUAUUGCUCUUCAUGUAGGCAGUCUGUGUCACAGGCAAUGUAGGGCAUCAAAGCUAGAAGGAUUAUUUCACAAAUUGCUGCUUCAGGUCCCAAAGAAAGUAAACAGCCAGAAAUGUCAACAUUGUCAUAUUAAUAUGUUAACAGACUACCAUGCUAUUUUUGGCCUUCUAAAACACAGUAUGGUAGUUCUGGCUACAUCAAGCCAGAAGUCUCAAUACCCAAGGUUGAGACUGAUGCAUUAAUCAAGUUUUUCCAACAUUUGAAUGAAUGAUUCUGCAAGUGGAUAAUAUGUGGUGCUUCAAUGAACAGAAGGAAAUACACUCCAGAACAGAAUGAAUAGGUAAUCAAAUUGGUACAGGUUAGCUCUUCUAGGUUAGUGGUUAAAGAGGCAUAAGGAAGAUGAAAUUCAUUUUGCAUCUGAAACUGAGACAAUGUGAUAAUUAGAGGCAGCAAAUGGCAGAAAUAAAAAUUACUAAGGCCUGGUGGAUAAAUAUGCACUGAAUAAUUUGCACGUAUAAACACAAGGAUUUUAGACAAACUUGAUUCAGCUUGUGUGAAGAAAGAAGGGUGUACAUUUAUAUUCUCUUGCAAAGCAUUGGUACCCUUCAGACUGAGUGGUAUGCAAAUUUAGCACAUUAGAAGCAAAAGCUUUCCCACCUCCAGAACCUAUUGGGCAAAUGAAAAUGGCUACUUUCAAAAAUAAUUCAUCCAGAUCUUCGGUUCACAGUGAAUUAGCUGAGCUUUGAUUUUAAUGCUAUUUAUGCAAUCUCAACUUCUCAGAUUAUUUUCUUACUGUCAUUCCCAAUGAUUCACUUACAUAACUACAAAAUUCUGUACCCAAGCAAAAUAAUUACUUGUAUGAUAUAGUUGCUCCCCAUAAUGAGGUCAAAAACCCCAAGAUUUUAAUACAUCAGCAAAUCAAUUAAAAUAACAUGAUUACUGGUUGCCAAUAAGGAUAAAAUGGUAAAAAGCAUUGAGAAUAUCAAUUUGUUUUCUGGAUAAUUAUUCUGUGACUAGACUGGAAGAUCUUAAUCUAGUCUGCUUGAAAUGUUAUAGUUUAUUUGCCUGAUUUUAGGGUUGAUGAAGAUUUUGCUUUUACUGAGUAGAUUUGUCUGAAUAGAUAGAGACAAGCUUUGGUCUUGAAAUGAUGUGUUUAUUUGUGUCAAUCUCAACCAGCCUAUUAAAUGGAGUGAAAUCAAAUUGGUCUUCUUGGCCACUUUUGGAGCAGUAAAACUGUGGAAAGAUUGUCUGGAAAUAUUUUAGAGUAUAUUUUUUCUUUUGAAUAAAUAUUUUUAGAUCAUGUAAAUAUUAUUCCUAAAAACUAUUCUGCUAAUAUUAAAAUGUGAUUUCCCUUUGAAGUCAGAAUGUCUUUCCAAAGGUUCUUAGAAAUUACAUAGAUGAAGGCUUUCUGUAUUUAAAUGAUUUAAUUUGAAAAUCUUUAAAAUGAAAGUUGAAAUUCAAAUAAAGUUGAGCACAAAUUACUUGCACAAUGAGUUGUCUUGUGUAUUAAAUAUUACUUCUGCACAUGGGGAAUGGAUACUUGGGGAAUCCACCUGAACCUUCUCCCUCAGCUCUUGAAUGUUUACUUCUGCAUUUGUAACUGAACAAUUGAAGGUUAACGUUUUAUAUCAUUAAUAUAUGCUUUUCGUGUACUGAAUCACUUGAUGUACUUUGAUUAAUG